Molecule: messenger RNA, 522 nt
Organism: Procambarus clarkii (red swamp crayfish)
Lineage: Eukaryota; Metazoa; Arthropoda; Malacostraca; Decapoda; Cambaridae
Product: larval/pupal cuticle protein H1C-like
Source: RefSeq, a predicted model, not a curated record
AUGCUAAAUAACAAUGAUCAAGCCUCAGAUCAUGUGCCAUCAAAAUCAGGCUUGUCCAACUCCUGCCAUGCUCUACCAGUUGUGGCAACCUUCUGCCAUGCUGAACCAGUUGUGGCAACCUUCUGCCAUGCUCUACCGAUUGUGGCAACGUUCUGCCAUGCUCAACCAGUAGUGGCAACUUUCUGCCAUGCUCUACCAGUAGUGGCAACUUUCUGCCAUGCUCAACCAGUAGUGGCAACCUUCUGCCAUGCUCUACUGGCUUUGGCAACCUUUUGCCAUGCUCAACCAGUAGUGGCAACCUUCUGCCAUGCUCGACCAGUAGUGGCAACCUUCUGCCAUGCUCGACCAGUUGUGGCAACCUUCUGCCAUGCUCGACCAGUUGUGGCAACCUUCUGCCAUGCUCGACCAGUUGUGGCAACCUUCUGCCAUGCUCGACCAGUUGUGGCAACCUUCUGCCAUGCUCAACCAGUUGUGGCAACCUCCUGCCAUGCCAACCUUCCAUGGCAAGAAGCUACAUUUUGA